AUGUCUGACAACACUUCCACACCUACCAAGCACCCACGUCUUGAUGCUGACAGCCCUGGAUGUUCUUCCGCCCCCACCGCACCACGGAAAAGCCUUCCUAUGGAUGCCAGUGUACAGCAGCUGCACAAAGACUUAGAACACUACAUGAGUGCCACAAGGGCGGUUCUUGAACUCCCACAGCCCCAAGUGAAGUCUGCAGUAAUGCUAUUAAGCAAGAUGGAGAAUGUCAAGCAAAAUGACAUUGCCUGUGUGAGGCGAAGUGUCAACUCCUUAAGACAAUCUUUGGAAGCAAGGGAUAAAACCAUAUCAUCCCUUCGAAAUGAACUUGAAAAAGAGAAAAACCAAAAUGCCCCCUGGGACGAUAUGGAUUUAGAUGUUGUCGAUGAUAACACAGCCAAGGACACUCCAGCUCCAGCUCCAGCUCCAGCUCCUAAUGACGCUCCAGCUCCUAAGGACGCUCCAGCUCCUAAGGACACUUCAGCUCCAGCUUGCAAUGACGCUCCAGCUCCUAAGGACACUUCAGCACCAGCUCGCAAGGACGCUCCAGCUCCUAAGGACACUUCAGCACCAGCUCGGAAGGACGCUCCAGCUCCUAAGGACACUUCAGCUCCAGCUCCUAAGGACACUUCAGCUCCAGCUCCUAAGGAUGAUGCAUGA
Molecule: messenger RNA, 657 nt
Organism: Haliotis rufescens (red abalone)
Lineage: Eukaryota; Metazoa; Mollusca; Gastropoda; Lepetellida; Haliotidae
Product: nischarin-like
Exons: 1
Coding region: 1-657 (218 amino acids)
Source: RefSeq, a predicted model, not a curated record